AUGGACAAAAGCAAGCAAAUGAACAUUAACAACCUGUCCAACAUUCCUGAGGUAAUUAACCCAGGUAUUACCAUUCCCAUAUACGAGGAGGAGUACGAGAAUGGAGAGAGUGCUAAUGGUCAACUACAACAGCCGCCACAGAAGUUAGGAUCUUACCGGUCCCGUGCAGGGAAAUUCUCCAAUACACUGAGCAACUUGCUGCCCUCCAUUAGUGCCAAGCUGCAUCAUUCGAAGAAGAACGGCCAUGGCAAAAACGCUGUUGAGUUUUCCUCCAGCAACAACAGUUCUCAGUCGACGGUGGCUUCUAAAACCCCGAGGGCCAGCCCCUCCCGGAACAAGAUGAUGGACAGCACCAUAGACAAUGUGUCCAUGGAUAGACCGGGCAGUUUAACCCCACCUCAAGACAUGGAAAAACUGGUCCAUUUCCCUGAUUCGACCAAUAAUUUUCUGAUCCCUGCUCCCAGAGGGUCCAGUGACUCGUACAACCUGCCUCACCAGAUUUCCAGGACAAGAAAUAAUACGAUGUCAUCCCAGAUCACUUCCAUGUCGUCAAUUGCUCCCAAGCCUCGCACUUCAAGCGGGAUAUGGUCUUCCAAUGCCAGCGCCAAUGACCCCAUGCAGCAGCACCUUUUGCAACAGUUAGAUCCCACAACGAGCAACAAUACAAACAAUCCGAACCCGCUUAACGACUAUUCAACAAAGACCGCAUUUUUCGACAACUUAGUAUCUACAAGCACGAGCCAAAUGAUGGAUAGUAAAAUGAAUGCAAAUAGUUUGGCUAUUCCAAACUCUCUUUGGUCAAACUCAAGACAAAGGUCUCAAUCAAACGCUUCUAGCAUAUACACAGAUGCGCCGCUUUAUGAACAGCCCGCUCGCGCCAGUAUUUCGUCCCAUUAUACUAUGCCAAUCCAGGACUCUCCCUUGGUGGCUGAUGAGAUCGAUCCGCAUUCUAUUAACUGGGUAACCACAGAUCCCGCUGUACCAUCCAUAAACCAAAUUUCCAAUCUAUUGCCCACUAAUACCAUUUCCAUUUCAAACGUUUUCCCCUUGCAACACCAGCAACCUCAGUUGAAUAACGCGAUAAAUUUAACAAGCACCUCAUUGGCCACUUUAUGUUCCAAAUAUGGUGAAGUCAUAUCCGCUAGAACUCUAAGAAAUUUGAACAUGGCUUUGGUAGAAUUCACUUCCGUGGAAAGUGCCGUAAAAGCUCUGGAUAGUCUCCAAGGCAAGGAGGUUUCCAUGAUUGGAGCACCAAGUAAACUAUCGUUCGCCAAAAUUUUACCCAUGCACCAACAACCUCCACAGUUCAUCCUCAAUUCUCAAGGCUUGCCAUUGGGUUCUGAAAAUAACAAUUUACAACCACAACCAUUAUUACAAGAGCAAUUAUUUAAUGGAUCUGUGACUUUCCAGCAACAAGGCAAUGUCUCUAUACCUGUAUUUAAUCAACAAUCACAGCAAUCUCAGCAAUCUCAGCACCAAAAUCAUAGUUCCGGUUCAGGUGGGUUUAAUAAUGUUCUGCACGGCUACAACAACAAUAAUAACCCUCACAAUAACAGCAACAACUCUGCAAACGAAAAGGAACAGUGCCCCUUUCCGUUACCGCCCCCAAGCGUCAAUGAUAAAGAAGAUUCGUUAAGAGGUAUCAUUGAGCUUUUCAAAACAACUGCCGAUGAAUAUCAAAUCAAUUCAUUAAUAAAAAAGUCACUUAACCACAAAGGAACUCCGGAUACUCAAAAUUUUGGUCCCUUACCGGAACCAUUGUCCGUGAGAGAGUUCGAUCCACCAAAGUUGCGCGAACUAAGAAAAUCCAUUGACUCCAACUUAUUUUCCGAUUUAGAAAUCGAACAGUUAGCGAUUGCCAUGCUUGAAGAAUUACCAGAAUUAAGUUCAGAUUAUCUGGGUAAUACUAUUGUACAAAAGUUGUUUGAACAUUCAUCAGAUAUAAUUAGGGAUGUAAUGCUAAGGAAAACAAGCAAAUACUUGACCUCUAUGGGUGUCCACAAAAACGGGACGUGGGCGUGCCAAAAAAUGAUCACCAUGGCUCAUACUCCCAGACAAAUCAUGCAAGUGACUCAAGGUGUCAAAGAUUACUGUACCCCGUUAAUCAAUGAUCAAUUUGGGAACUACGUCAUUCAAUGCGUUUUGAAGUUUGGAUUUCCUUGGAACCAGUUUAUUUUUGAAAGCAUAAUAGCCAAUUUUUGGGUUAUUGUUCAAAAUCGAUAUGGUGCACGAGCCGUUAGAGCUUGUCUAGAGGCACAUGACAUCGUAACUCCCGAACAGUCGAUAGUCCUGAGCGCAAUGAUUGUCGUGUAUGCUGACUAUUUAAGUACGAACAGUAACGGGGCACUGUUGGUUACAUGGUUUUUAGAUACUAGCGUUCUACCCAAUAGACAUUCUAUCUUGGCACCAAGACUGACGAAAAAAAUAGUUGAGUUAUGUGGUCACAGAUUGGCUUCUCUAACCAUUUUGAAAAUCCUAAACUUUAGAGGUGAUGAUAAUGCCAGAAAAAUCAUCUUAGACUCUCUGUUUGGAAAUUCGAACGCACACGAUUCUUUACCACCAAAGGAGUUGACCAAGCUUUUAUGUGAAACGAAUUAUGGUCCUACCUUUGUCCAUAAAGUUUUGGCAAUGCCUUUAUUGGAAGAUGAUUUGAGAGCUCACAUUAUAAAACAGGUUAGAAAAGUGUUGAUAGAUUCUACUCCAAUACAGCCAAGCCGCCGUUUAUUAGAGGAAGUUGGGUUGGCAUCUCCCUCAAAUUCACAUAACAAGGCAAAGCAGCAACAACAACAGCAUCAUAAUAAUAGCAUUUCACAUAUGUUUGCCACUCCGGAUGCAUCUGGACAACAUAUAAGAGGCCUUUCUGUUUCCAGUGUUAAAAGCGCCGGAUCGAAGCAUACCACUAUGAAUACUGGAACAACCACGGGGUCUACCGCAUCCACAAUGUCACCAGGCCAGUCAUUGAAUGCUAACUCUACAAUGGGUUAUUUCAAUUAUCCUGGUGUCUUCCCAGUGGGGGGCUUUUCAGGCAGUGCCAAUAAUGGAUAUGGUGUUAACAAUGAUGAUCUUAAUUCCCAAUUCGAUAUGUUAAACUUGAAUAACGGAACUCGUUUAUCAUUGCCGCAAUUGAGUUUGACUAAUCAUAACAACACUACUACAGAAAUAUUAAACAGUAUCGGCUCAUCUAAAGGCCAUACGAACAAUAACAACAACAAAAAUUAUAAUGAGGACAAUCCCGCUUUUGAAACUAUGACUUUACACUCAGCAAAUUAA
Saccharomyces eubayanus is the source of this 3270-nucleotide messenger RNA. It is a transcript of the gene JSN1, whose product is annotated as Jsn1p. The transcript has a single exon. The coding region runs from base 1 to 3270 and encodes 1089 amino acids. Gene Ontology annotation, molecular function: RNA binding. NCBI's taxonomy places the organism in Eukaryota, Fungi, Ascomycota, Saccharomycetes, Saccharomycetales, Saccharomycetaceae. The record is from RefSeq and is a predicted model, not a curated record.